Molecule: messenger RNA, 3142 nt
Organism: Poeciliopsis prolifica (blackstripe livebearer)
Lineage: Eukaryota; Metazoa; Chordata; Actinopteri; Cyprinodontiformes; Poeciliidae
Gene: rab30
Product: RAB30, member RAS oncogene family
Exons: 5
Coding region: 229-840 (203 amino acids)
Biological process (GO): Rab protein signal transduction
Cellular component (GO): trans-Golgi network
Molecular function (GO): GTPase activity; GTP binding
Source: RefSeq, a predicted model, not a curated record
UCCACGAGUGGAUGUAAAGCUAAUGACAUCAUUGAGUGCACUUUCCUCCUCCCUCCUUCUUGAUCAGACAGGCUGCUGCUGCUGCUACUGAGCUGCCUAGGACACACAGCUCUCAGACAGGGGAAUUAUGCCCUGCCCAGCAGCGGCUGCUUUGCCUAUUUGAAGAGCCGAACCUAUGCAUACCAAGUAGUUAUAAGUCCGGGGCUAUCCCCGUGAUUAUUGGUUAUUAUGAGCAUGGAAGAUUAUGACUACCUGUUCAAAAUAGUUCUCAUUGGAAAUGCUGGUGUUGGAAAGACAUGUCUCGUCCGGCGCUUUACUCAGGGGCUUUUCCCACCUGGACAAGGGGCUACUAUUGGAGUGGAUUUCAUGAUUAAAACUGUGGAAAUCAAUGGGGAGAAGGUCAAGUUGCAGAUAUGGGAUACGGCUGGACAGGAGAGAUUUCGCUCCAUUACUCAGAGUUACUACCGUAGUGCCAAUGCCCUCAUUCUCACAUAUGACAUUACCUGUGAGGACUCCUUUCGGUGCCUUCCAGAGUGGCUGAAGGAGAUUGAGCAGUAUGCCAACAACCAAGUGGUGACUAUAUUAGUCGGUAAUAAAAUUGAUCUGGCAGACAAGAGAGAGGUUCUCAGGCAGAGGGCCGAAGACUUCGCUCAGGCUCAGAGCAUGCUGUAUCUGGAGACGUCGGCCAAAGAGUCCGACAACGUCGAGAAACUCUUCCUUGACCUGGCGUGCGAACUCAUUCGAGAAGCCAAGCAGAACAAGCUCGACAACAAUGACACUGCCCCAAUGCCCGGUGAGGGUAAAACCAUCAGUUAUUUGAACUGCUGCAGCCUCAAUUAAAGGGAGCUCAGCUGCCCGGCUGCAGUAACUCGGUAGCCAUUGACUGUAGAGCGUAGAUGGCUGAGCCCCAAUGCCUCCGUCCUGCUAAGAUGGCAUAAAGCCAACGCUUAGUUUGGUCAUGUUUUUCCCAUGCCUUUUAUACGCAGUACAAAGGAGCUAGUUGAUUUUAGUUUUAAAAGUGCUACUAUCAUUAAAGCCAGUAUCCUUACUGGGUCAGGAUGAACAGGUGCACAUCAAUCGAUAAAAAUAUCAUCAAAACGUUCAUUUAAAUCACUAAUUCAAUAUAAAAAGUGAAAUUUACACAUUAUGUAGAUUCAUUAUGAACAGAGUGAUAUAUUUCAGUUGCAAUUAUUUACUUCUGGAGUUUUUCAUCUUUCUCUUGACAGUACUCAGACAGUAAAUGAGGUUUUGCGCAGGCCUGUUUCGUUUUUAAUUCAGUACAUUGAUACCAUAAUCAUUAAUGCAGAGUUUGGAAGUUUUGGCAGUGUGGGCAGGUGUCAAGAGCUGCUGGAAAAGGAAGUCAACAUUACCAGAAGAAGGAAGGAAGAGUGAACAUGCUCUUCCAUGUUAGGUGACUGCGGACUUCAACAGCUCCAACAACAGCAGAUGAUUCAAUUUCCCCAAAAUUUUCUAACUGUGGAAACUUCACACCAGACCUUAAGCAACCUUAAGAUGACAGUCCUGGCAUUUUUUCUCCUUAGGUAAGGCACCUCUGACACAUCUGACAUCAUCUCUGGUUCAGGAGUGGCUUACACACUGUUGUUGUAUACUUCCAGGAUACGUCUAUGUGUGGGAGUGUCAGUCCACAACAUCUAAAACUAUACCAAACUCUUGAGUGACCUUUGCUUCACAAUCAUCUAAAGGUUGUGGUUGUCUGUGUUGCUUGUGCAACUUUUUCCUUCCACUAAACUUUCCAGUAAUAUGCUUUGAAUCAGCAGUCUGUGAACAGCCAGCCUCUUUAGCAUUGCCUUUUGGUGUCUUACCCUCCUUUUGGAAGGUGACUGCGACUCUGCAUGAUACCUGCCACGUCAGUUAUAUAGCCAAUGAAAAACUUGGAGAUGCCAUAACAUCUCUACAUUCAAAAUCCCUUUUAGAAAUAUGUUGCUCUGUGUGUAAUGAAUUUAUAACAUUUUCAGGGUUUCACUUAACUCAAUUAGGUUUUUUUUUUAAUCAUAUCCCAAUUUCUUCAGUUUGACUGAUAAUGUGGGUAAUCUGGGUAGAGUUUAGAAACGACAGGACUUUCCAGUUUGGCCUUUGGGAUUCAUUUCUCAUCCGACGUCAGUAUUCACCAGCAGUAUUAUGAGAGCAAACAGUUUUGCCAGGUAUAUUGUUACAAAUCAGAUGACAAUUUUAGUGAACAUUGGGGAUUAUUAGUUAUCAGUAACAUGUUUACAAGCACUACAUUUAGGAGAUUACUAAGAUUGAACAAGGUGAAAAUGUAACAUAAAAUCUGUUUAUUUUCCCUUUGCUCUGAGAAUCACAUCACAUGACAGCUUUGUCAUUUUUAAAUCAUUUUUUUUUUUGCACCUGUCAUUACAUACUGUGAAGCAUUUUUUUCCCCCAAAUUUGACUUUUUACUUGCUGCUAGAACAUGUUUUUAUGUCAUAAGAACUGAACCACAAAUAAAACCUACAGUAUUGUGUGUCGCUAUUAAUAUUUUUUUAGUUUAUUGGCAGUUUUAGUGAUUGCUGAUUUAGUUUGAAACAGUUGGAAAGCCUUCUAUCAGUGAAACUUCUAAGUAGAUUUUUCUUUAUGAUUGUCAGCUAUUUUCGUUAACAUACACGUGAAUAUUUCUGCAUUUGUCAGUGCUGGUCAUGAAAUAGUUUCAAGGGGGUGUGUCCAUGUAAUUUUAUAUAACUUGUAUUUCAUAUUAUGCUUUCUGUGAAUUUAUUUUGUUGUCAGCAUGGUAGUGUCUAAAAUGAUCUUUUAUUCAUUUGCCAUAACUACAGGCUGCUGUAUUGCACAAUGCCAUAUACUGCACACUUAGUUUUUUUUUGUUUCAACUGUAACAUUUAGUGUUUUCUUGUACAGAUUUAUUAUUGUAGUACAUUUUGGCACUUUUAUUGUAUGAUUUUGUACCUUCAGUUUUUGUCUCAUUUGCUAGAAGUGCCAGAGUUAUGUUAUUUCUGGUGCUUUAGGUUUUAAGAGGAGACACUUGUGCUUAAUUCUUUACAUCUUUCUGUCAACUUCAAUGGGACUUACAUCUGACAGGCUGUUUUAAUUGUUGUGUUUUUUCCUUUUGUGUACAAAAAUAAUCCCUAAAUUACUGUGUAUAUCAUUAAACAGCUACACUAAUUAUUGA